CACGUGCUUCCUGCCCCUCUUGCUUGCCAUCAGAGUCACAGCCCCUCGAGCUCCCCCGCCGACCACUCCCCCCAACCUCCCCCCUCUCCCGCACGCGGUUUCCACUCGCUUCGUCCCCUGCAGAUCGCCUCGUCCUCGACGCGCUCACCCUCAGCGAGCAUGUCUUCGUCGGAGAACCCCACGGUGACCGAGCGCGGCAGCAAGGACCGCCGCGACGACAAGCACGAGGACGGCGACAAGAAGGAGGGCGGCGGCGGCUUCAUCGAGAAGGUCAAGGACUUCAUCCACGACAUCGGCGAGAAGAUCGAGGAGGCCGUCGGCUUCGGCAAGCCCAGCGCCGACGUCUCCGGCAUCCACAUCCCGCAUAUCAGCCUCCACCGCGCCGACCUCGUCGUCGACGUGCUCAUCAAGAACCCCAACCCCGUCCCCAUCCCGCUCGUCGACAUCGACUACCUCAUCGACAGCGACGGCCGCAAGCUCGUCUCCGGCAUCAUCCCCGACGCCGGCACCAUCCACGCGCACGGCGAGGAGACCGUCAAGAUCCCCGUCUCCCUCGUCUUCGACGACAUCAAGAGCACCUACAAGGACAUCCAGCCAGGGAGCAUCAUCCCCUACCUCGUCCGCGUCGUCCUCCUCGUCGACGUCCCCAUCAUCGGCCGGAUCAAGAUCCCGCUCCAGAAGUCCGGCGAGAUCCCCGUCCCCUACAAGCCCGACGUCGACGUCGAGAAGAUCAAGUUCCACCACUUCUCCUUCGAGGAGACCACGGCCACGCUGCACAUCAAGCUCGAGAACAAGAACGACUUCGACCUGGGGCUCAACAUGCUCGAGUACGAGAUGUGGCUCGGCGACGACAGCAUCGCCUCCGCCGAGCUCACGCAGACCGCCAAGAUCGAGAAGCAGGGGAUCACAAGGAUGCAGAUUCCCUUCAGCUUCAGGCCCAAGGACUUCGGAUCCGCGGUCUGGGACAUGAUCAGGGGCAGGGGGACAGGCUACACCAUCAAGGGCAAGAUUGAUGUCGACACUCCCUUUGGGAACAUGAAGCUGCCCAUAAGCAAAGAGGGUGGAACCACUCGCAUCAAGAAGGACGAGGACGACGACGACGAUGACGACAACUGAGGACUGAAGUGCUGCUGUUACCAAACACAGAUGACAGUGAAGUGGAGAGGAUGCUGUAACGGGUGCAGUCGUCUGCCUGACACCCUUAACGCUAGUUGAGCUCUGCUUUGUCUUAUUAGCUUCUUGUGUCUGUCGAUCUGCAUUGUCUGAACAUCGAUCCUCUGUUAGUGUGGACUCGACUGUGCUGUGAAUUCCUUCUCCAUACUUUUGUGGUUGGAACAUGAAGAAUAAGUUCCCAUCACCCUGGUUCAUUGUGGGGCUGGUCGGGAGUGUUCUUUGGAUCCUGAAAUGUUGUGGUGCCGUGA
Molecule: messenger RNA, 1421 nt
Organism: Panicum hallii
Lineage: Eukaryota; Viridiplantae; Streptophyta; Magnoliopsida; Poales; Poaceae
Exons: 3
Coding region: 160-1116 (318 amino acids)
Biological process (GO): response to desiccation
Cellular component (GO): cytosol
Source: RefSeq, a predicted model, not a curated record